Pipistrellus kuhlii (Kuhl's pipistrelle) is the source of this 957-nucleotide messenger RNA. Its product is annotated as zinc finger and SCAN domain-containing protein 5B-like. The record is from RefSeq and is a predicted model, not a curated record. NCBI's taxonomy places the organism in Eukaryota, Metazoa, Chordata, Mammalia, Chiroptera, Vespertilionidae. Gene Ontology annotation, cellular component: nucleus.
UCCCACUCCUGGUUUCAGACACGUCUAACCACCCUUGUCUGCCCAUGGUCAGAGGCAGCAAGUCCUCCAGCCAGAGACGAUUCCCAAGAACAGUGACCCGCAUGGUGUGAGGCCUGCGGAGAGAUUGGAGGAGUUGGAGGAGAACGUGAUGGUAGAAGAGGAAGAGGCAGCGGUUCUCACAGCUCCAGAGGCUCCGCUUCCCAGCAGUCCUGGAGAUACGGUGAUGACAGAGGGGGAGCAGAGCCCCCAAGAAGGAAUCAGCCUUGAAUGUGUGGAUGCUGCUGACAAACCUCCCGCCCACAUCCCAGAGACUCGGGCCCUGACUCAGCGUCAGAAGAGAAGAGGUUCUCGGCAUGCAAGAGGUUCCCACAAGAGAAAAAGGGGGAACACUCCCACCAUCCAAGAGGAGCCUCAGGAAGCAGCCGUGCCAUUGGGCCAAGGACAAGCUGUAGGACAGCCCGGGUCCGAUUCAGUUGGUGCAUCAAACGCUGUGGAGCCAGCUGGUCACCCUGUUGGCACAGAACCCGGGAGACAGAUCCCAAACGAGUGUGAGGACUGCCACGAGAGGUUCAGUAAUAAAUCCCAGUUAGACCUUCACCGGAGGACACACACGGGAGAGAGGUUCUUCCAAUGCCUUUUCUGUCCCAAGAGAUUCCCUCAGGCCUGGGACCUGAGGGUCCACCAUCGGACUCACCAGGGCCAAGCCGAUCCGCUUUUACCGUCCGCAAAGAGAGGUUCGCCCAGGAGUCCAUGCUGCGUGGCCUCCAGCGGGUCCACACCCGGGAGAGGCCGUACCAGUGGGACGUCUGCCACCAGAAGGUCAGCCACAGAGGGAGCCUCAACAUCCACAUGUGGCCCCUCUCGGGCCUGAGGCCCUACCGGUGUCCCCGGUGCGACAGGGCCUUCCGCCAGCUGGGGACAUUUCAACGCCACCAAAGGGCAUGUCAACCAGGCGGU